Molecule: messenger RNA, 3624 nt
Organism: Torulaspora delbrueckii
Lineage: Eukaryota; Fungi; Ascomycota; Saccharomycetes; Saccharomycetales; Saccharomycetaceae
Gene: ADR1
Product: DNA-binding transcription factor ADR1
Exons: 1
Coding region: 1-3624 (1207 amino acids)
Biological process (GO): regulation of transcription by RNA polymerase II
Cellular component (GO): chromatin
Molecular function (GO): DNA-binding transcription factor activity, RNA polymerase II-specific; RNA polymerase II cis-regulatory region sequence-specific DNA binding
Source: RefSeq, a predicted model, not a curated record
AUGACCAGGUCCGAGUUUAUGAUGUCGCAGUCGCAGUCGCAGUCGCAAUCGCCGUCUUACAGUGGUGUCAUUACAAGUAAUAAAAAUAUGAAUUCACGAGUGAAUAAACAUGUGGGGCAGUUACCAGAGAAUCUGCGGCUGAAUGGUAAGACUCCCAGUGGGAAACCGAGGUUGUUUGUGUGUCAGAUUUGUACACGAGCGUUUGCUAGGCAAGAGCAUUUGACUAGACACGAGAGAUCACAUACGAAGGAAAAACCUUAUAGUUGUGGAAUUUGUAAUAGAAAUUUUAGUCGCAGAGAUCUGCUGCUGAGACAUGCGCACAAGGUCCACGGAGGGAAUUCCGGGGAUUCUAUUAUUAGGCAUAACAAGAGUAAGAUCGCGAAAAAGGCUGCGGGGCGCAAACAGCAGCCUACGGUGAAACGUAGAGCUUCCUUCAGUGCACAAUCCGGGAACUAUAUGGCACCUUCGCGCAAUGAGGAAAAUCACAAAUUUGAUAGAGUUAAGUUCUCUACGCCUGAACUUUUACCAAUAGAUUUUAAAGGAGGCGAUGAGGAGCAUGCGAAUCAUAAAGAGGAGCACGAGAGUCAUACUGUGUUUGAGGCCGACUUUCCUCAGAUUUCACUUGAUACACCGCACGAUUUCAACUUAUUGGAUAGCGUUAACUGGAUCAAUGACUAUAACAACGAGAACGUGGUGACGUCAGGCACGGGAACCGCGGGAACGAAAUCGGGGGCAAGUAAUUCACCUGAAGAUGAUAAUUCACCAGUUUCCAAUACUGCAAGUUAUGGCCAAAGACCGUCUUUCAACCACCUCAAUAUUAGGAGUUCUUGGUCGAUAAAUGAGACUGAUGGCGCCUUACAGAUGAAGUCUUUGUUCAGUGACCGAUCUCCCUCGGUGUCAUCAAAAGAUAACAGUGUUAUACCGCCUUCAUCGGCUGCUCACUCAACGCCUUGGUUGUCAUCCACAGCACCAGCUAUAAACGACUUGCAAAAAAUAUCUAGCUCGAACAAUUCGGGAAUAAUCUCCGAGAGGUUGAGUCAUUUGCAAUUCGAGGAUGAUAUCGGGAAGUUAACUAAUUUUACUAAAGAUGUUCAAUCAAUCUUUGGAAGAUUCGCCCAGGAGGAGGCUGUAGAGCCCCAAACUGAGGCUACUAGGCCAGCGACGACGAAGCAAACUGACGAGCAUGAUAACAAUUAUACUUUUUACGGUUUGGAUUGCCUAGCUAUGUCUGAUAUUACAAGAGCUCCACCGCCAAAUGAUGCAGAGAAUUUAAAUCUCUCUUCCAAGUUAUUUACUCCUAAAUUGAGACAUAUGUGUGAACAUGCGUCGCAGUACUAUAAUGAACACUAUAAUGACGGUUCAUCCGGUGGCGACCCGGCUCUAACAUCUCAGAAGUUGGUACUGCCGAGUUGCGAUGAACUGAACGUAUACGCUUCUUAUUACCAAGAAUACUUCAAUUCGCAUCACCCAUCGAUUCAUCCUGAUUUCUUCAAUCUGGACUUGCAAUCGUUAAGGAGAUAUAUUUACGAGAGCGAUGUGAUAGAUGAAGAUACUGAUUGCUAUUUACAGUACUCGAAUUUGGCCUGUCUUCCAUUGUUUGUGGCCACGGUAGGUUCACUUUUUAAACCAGGUGGUAUCUUGAGGACAAUGGAGUUGUACGAGAUAAGCAGACGUGUACUGCACGUUUUCUUGGAGAGAAGAAAACUUCAACAGAGGCAACUUCCAAAGGGAAGAGGUAAUUUUGGGUCAGGCCAGCAUGUUUGGUUGAUUCAAUCGCUCACACUGAGUAUCAUCUUUGCACUCUUUGCAGACAACUUGGAAAGAAUCGAUGCACAAAUGCUUAAGAGACAGGUCUCGGCAGUUUGCUCAAUCAUUAAGAACAACUUCUUGUCUGUGGUCUCUGCCGAUAACAACUCAGUGACUCAUCAACAGUCUGACAGAUCACAUUUUGAAUCAUCUUUUGAAUAUAUCAUGUUUGAAUCCAAAAUCAGAUGCACUUUCAAUGCUUACAAGUUUUGUCAAUUCUUAAAGGUAUUUUAUCAUGUGGAAGGCAAACUUUUCUUGAACGAGCAAGACUUGAAGUUCAUAUGUAUUCCAGAUGAUGAAAAAACUUGGACUUCAGCUUCACUUCUCAUGCCGCAAUAUCCAAUGGUCAAGAGAAAUUUUGUCACCUUCGAGAACUUUUAUCAUAGCUUCACAUUCAACAAUUCGGGUAUGAAACCCAUUCCCGAAUCGUUGGCAUCAAUUAUGUUAUACUAUGAGUACAACGCAAGCGCUUUCUCUUCUUUCCAUAUCUUUUUAACAAAGAUAGAUACUAAGAAGCUGGAAUUGAACUUACUGCAAUCCCAAUCCAAUUCUAACCUUUCAGACAGCGAGAAGCUAGCUUAUACUUCAGUGUUGAAAGGUGAUAUUUUGAUUUUGCGCAAUUGCUUGAUGUCGAUAAUAUUCUUCUCUAAGGUUGAUGCUACGUUCGGUCCCAAGAUUUGGAAUGGCCAAAUGAGAGAACUUUUCGAAUCGUUUCUGCAAUCCAAAUCUUUAAACCUACUGACCAAGGGUUCAUACAGUUUGCUGACGGAUUUUUUGGUUGCUCUGAACUUCUCUAUUAAGAAUAUUGCAAACAUCUUGAAGCCUGUUAAGAAUCAUACUGCAAUAUAUCUUGACAAAAAGAUUUUAUCAAUGUUCAAUUUGCAAGCAUACCACAACGAUUUUUUGAUUUUGAUAAAGUUUAUCAUGGAUUUCGAAUAUAGCCCAAAUUUCAAACUACUCUGUAUUUUCACUGAGCUAAAAAAAUUGGCGAACUGCCUAUUGAUACCCUAUUUUUCCAAGUUAUACCCUCUCGAAUUUGCCAAAUUUGAAGAUAUAUCCAGUACCAAUGAUUAUUUCCACAACAAUCCUAUGCCAGACUCGGCUCAGUAUUAUACCACAAUUAACGUUGAUAAGCUGGAAAAGCUAAUCAAUAAUGUUUUGGUUUAUUCAUUCAAUGAUGCUUCUUUCUUGAAGAUGUCUGAUCAGCCAGCCCCUGAAUUUUCAUUCAAUAACAAUUACCCAACCUACUACCCUUUCUCCGCCUCUGUCAAUUUAUCACAAUCUCCACUAGCAUCAUCCGCAGGAUCUACUCAAGUCAAUUCAGAUACCACUCAGCCAAUGGCCAAUUUUUUUCACGACAGCAUGCAUUCGUCAACAAGUGACUCGCGUAUAAAUCAUGGAGAAGUGGCACCUUCCGAAUCAUCUGUUGAUUUACUUGCCAUUAAUAUUCAAUCCAAUGCGACUGUUCAUCCUGAUGGUUCUAACAAGCAACGUUUUGAUGAAAGGUAUAGACUAUCAGAAAAAUACAUUGUGGUGGCCAAGUGCUUCUUUAUGCACGUUAAAGAGAGCUAUGCGCACUGUCACAUCCUUGACAAAAUGACAAAUGAUUUUAAAGACUUGGAAUUAUUCUUGGACAGGGAAAGAAACUGUCCUAUAUCUGGGACGGACUUCAAUGGCCAACAAGAUCCUCCUGAAAGCUUUGGGAACGACUUCGACUUCGCGGCUGACACAACUGACAAGAUUAAUAAUAUUCAUGGCAACGAUAAUAGUGCCUCAGGAGAUAUUCUAACCAAUAUCUACGCUCCGAGGCAUAAUUAA